AUGUGUAUGGCUCCCUACCCCAAGUACCUUAUUGCCGACCCAACAACUACGGUAGUGCCUUUCUCGGCUCUGCCAUCAUGUGCAGUUAGCUGUGGUCCUCUCUACGACGCAAACGGUGCUUGUGUGCCACCAGCUGCAGCGACAGCAAACGCGGUUGUCUAUGAUCAAUGCUUCUGUAGCUACAGUGCUCUCCAAGCGUUCAGUUCAACUACCGCCGGUGUGUGCGAUGCCGCCUGUACGGGGGAAGCCGAUGGGCUAUCAAGUAUACAAAGCUGGUUCACGAGUUUCUGUGCAUCGGCAGCAACAGCAACAGAUAGUUCGUCAACAUCGACCAGUACCAGCUCGAGCAAGGGCUCUAGCAAUUCAGGUGGAGGUGACUGGAUGUCAAAUCACUGGAAAUGGGUCAUCAUGAUCGUCAUCGUCGUGGUCGGCAUUGGCGGCAUCUGGAUCGGCGCUUGCAUCUGGCGACGCAAGUAUCUCAAGAAGAAGGAUCGCAUGUACGAGCUCGGAAAGGGUCUGCCCAGCACGGUUGCUGUCAAUGCUCAAGGAAAGCUCGUUGGACCUGGAGCGAGGACAAGCGACCAGCCGGGACUCUUCAUGUCCGGCCCGGGCACGGAGGCGGGAGCUGAGAAGCCCAAGAAGGAAAGGAAACGCUGGAAUGUCAAAGAACGAACAUGA
Pestalotiopsis fici W106-1 is the source of this 678-nucleotide messenger RNA. RefSeq lists its product as uncharacterized. Bases 1 to 678 code for a protein of 225 amino acids. The record is from RefSeq and is a predicted model, not a curated record. The transcript has 3 exons. NCBI's taxonomy places the organism in Eukaryota, Fungi, Ascomycota, Sordariomycetes, Amphisphaeriales, Sporocadaceae.